Molecule: messenger RNA, 1512 nt
Organism: Laccaria bicolor S238N-H82
Lineage: Eukaryota; Fungi; Basidiomycota; Agaricomycetes; Agaricales; Hydnangiaceae
Exons: 8
Coding region: 1-1512 (503 amino acids)
Biological process (GO): DNA damage response
Cellular component (GO): nucleus; cytoplasm
Molecular function (GO): phosphatase activity
Source: RefSeq, a predicted model, not a curated record
AUGAACGACACGAUAACGUCUUCAUCUGCCUCUAGUGCUCCAUCCAGGGUGACUCUGCAUCUUGGUCAUCUCCCUAGCAAGAAAGAUAUCAAGGCGCCUUGGCCCAGAACACCUACAAGGGUUGACCCCAACAAUCCGCCUUGGCCAGCGUACCGCGGAUAUCAUGAGUAUUCUUUCGCUCAUGCCACUAUGCAGUCGAGGUUGCCCACUAUCCUUGGGAAGGCCAUUGAGGACGCGACUAGAACCCUCAACAAUCAGUCUCCGGAAGAGGAAGUCAUAGAUCUCGUCCAAUGUAUCGAGCGCAUGGGCGAACUCAUGACUGACUUGAGUGGAAACGCCAAGUUGCGCCCAAUCGUCGACGACAACGAGGCUGAUGUUGCCCUUUGGAACAAAGAAAUCGCCAAAUACUUUCAAGGUAAAGAUUUCAUGAACGCGCCUUGGCUUUUUGCAGAGGCAUACAAAUAUCGUCGGCUCCACGAGUGCUUCAGCGUUAGCAAGUUCUGGCGGAACUACGAUGUCUUCUACAGACAAAAAAACGACACCUUUUCUCGCUCUUCCGAUGCUGUCUUUGAGUUAUCUAUGCGGUUUGCCGAACCCUUCAAAAUCGCAGAAGAACUAUCUCGAGCCGAGAAGCUUGAAGCAGAACGACUCAUGUUCCUUGAGCUCACCCAAGUUUGCCUUUGGGGUAAUUCUACGGACCUCUCCCUUUUAAUAAACAUGACAGAAGACCAAAUCAAGUCCCUUCAAUCCACUGGUGGCGACCAUCUUGCAGCCACUGAGAAGAAUAUUCUUGGGAACGAUUUGACUAGGCUUUGGGAAACCGUCAAAGAGCUCCGCGAAAAAACCGGUGGAAGAAUUGACUUCGUUCUCGACAAUGCAGGCUUUGAGUUGUACUGUGACUGCGUCUAUGCGGAUUUCCUAUUGCAAAGCGGCCUUGCGACGCAAAUUCGUUUCCACGGCAAGCGUUUUCCUUGGUUUGUGUCAGAUGUAACCAAAAAGGACUGGGAAUGGCUUCUUAACACGCUGGUGUAUGGUCAAUUGUUCCCUAAUGCGACCGAUGUAGAACUGGAGUCUCUCCGAAGACUCGGAAGGCGUUGGAAGCAAUACGAGAAAGAGGGGAAAUGGGUAUACGAGCAGCACCCGUUUUGGUGCACUGGAUACACUUUUUGGGACCUCCAUUCCGAAGCACCCGAUUUGUUCCUUCAUCUUUCUCGAUCAGAUCUGGUCAUCUUCAAGGGGGACCUCAACCACCGCAAGUUAACAUACGAUUGUGCCGCACCGGCGAGCACCCCAUUUGAGGUAGCCAUCGGCCCAAUGGCCAGUGCAGCAGGUGCUCCGAAGGUCGCAACUCUUCGCACGAUCAAGAGCGAUGUCGUUGUUGGCCUCGGUCCAGAUGGAGAUCGUAUCGCAGAGAACCUCGACCAAACUGAAGCUGGCUGGAAGAUCAGCGGCAAAUAUGCCGUGGUUCUUCUCUCUGAGGGCCGUCCGGGAGAGAAGGUUCGAUUUGCUUAG